AUGAGAAUUCACACUGGCGAAAAACCAUAUUCUUGUGACCGCUGUUCUAAGGCAUUUACCAGUUCUACUCGACUAAAGACUCAUUUUCGAGUCCAUAGUGGCGAAAAACCAUAUUCCUGUGAAUUAUGUUUUAAGACAUUCUCUGACCCUUCAGUUUUUAAGAAACAUUUGAGAGUUCACACUGGCGAAAAGCCGUAUUCUUGUGACCGUUGUUCAAAUUUAUAUCGAACUUCUCACCAACUAAAGCUUCAUUUGAGAAGCCAUACCGGAGAAAAGCCAUAUGCUUGUGACCGUUGUUCAAAGUCAUUUCCUAGUUCUUCCCAAUUAAAGCUUCAUUUGAGAAGCCAUACCGGAGAAAAGCCAUAUUCUUGUGACAGUUGUUCAAAGUCAUUUCCUAGUUCUUCCCAAUUAAAGCUUCAUUUGGGAAGCCAUACCGGAGAAAAACCAUAUUCUUGUGACAGUUGUUCAAAGUCAUUUUCUAGUUCUUCCCAAUUAAAGCUUCAUUUGGGAAGCCAUUGCGUAAAAAAGCAAUAUUCUUGUGACCUAUGUUCAAAGUCAUUUCUUCGUUCUUCCCAGUUAACAAUUCAUUUAAGAAGCCAUAACGACGCAAAGCCACAUUCCUGCAAAGUCUGUUCAAAGGCAUUUUCUAAAGCUUCAACUUUACAGCGACACAUGCAAGUUCACACAAAACGCUAUUCCUGUGAAUUGUGCUCAAAGACAUUUGCUACUGCUUCAGGUUUCAAGUAUCAUGUUGCAGUCCAUGGCGGUGAAAAGAAACAUGUGUGUAAAUGUUGUUCAAAGGCUUAUUCUCGAAGAUCAUGUUUAUGGCGACACAUGAAAAUUCACACUGGUGAAAAGCGAUAUUCUUGUGAAUAUUGUUCCAAGUUAUUUUAUGAUCUUACCAAAUUAAAGAUACAUUUGAGAGUCCAUACUGGCGAAAAGCCAUACUCCUGUCAACAUUGCUUAAAGGCUUUUUCCAACUCUUCAACUUUAAAAGUACAUAUAACAGUCCAUACUGGUGAAAAAGCCCAUCCUUGUGAAUACUGCUCAAUUGGAUUUUCUGAAAAGGCAAAGUUAAACGAACACAUUAGAGUCGUCCACAAUUUCGAAAAAUCAUUUUCUUGUGAAGUCUGCUCAAAAGCAUUUGGUUAUGCUACCCAUUUAAAGAACCACAUGAGAAUUCACACUGGGGAAAAACCGUAUUCUUGCGACCAUUGUCCAAAAGCAUUUACCAGUUCUUCUCGACUAAAGGCUCAUUUGCGAGUCCAUAGUGGCGAAAAGCCUUACUCCUGUGAGUUCUGUUUAAAGGCAUUUUCUGAUCCUUCAACUUUUAAAAGACAUUUAAGAGUCCACACUGGUGAAAAGCCGUAUUCCUGUGAGCACUGUGUGGAGGCAUUUUCAUUUUUUUCAAAUCUUAAGCAACACCUCAGAGUUCACACUGGCGAAAAACCUUGAUCGUUGUUAGAAUUUAUUUCCCAGUCCUUCCAGGGUUGGCAAAAACCCGGGUUUUUUUGAAAAAGCCCAUGGACCCAGGGUUUUUUGGGUUUUUUUAAAUAAAACCCAACUAAAGCUCGGUUUUUUUAAAGAAUUGUGGGUUUUUUUUGUCUUUUUUUAGGGAAAAUGUGGGAAACUUGUAGCAUAGUGUAGAGUAAGUUUAUGUACAAAGCACAAAAAUUGUCUUGGGUAAAAAAAGCUGGAAAAUUCAGUGUUUUCUGAAGUAAAGUAUAAAAGAUGACGAAACCCAAGAAUGGUGAAGUUUUAGAUUUUUUAGUUUCCAUGAUUACCAACAGUUAAGGCUAAGUUACUUCUCGAGUUUUAAAAUCUUCUGUUCGUUUUUAAUUACUACAUUUUUUUUUUGCAUUUUACUUUAUUGUAUUUCAUUUUGUUAUGCAAAAACUACGUAGAACCUCAUGUAGUUUAAAUCCCUUUUUACUGAAUUCCAGCUUAAUCAAGACAUUUUUUGAAUUUUAUGUUGCCUGUUUUUCUAUUUUUGUGUACAGAGUAAGAAAUAUUAAGCUUUUUCGUAAGAUAAUGAAAAUAAUGUACAUCCUAUUCUGUUUUCUGUCGAACCGUUUGUAAAACCUGUUAAUUUCUUUAAAAAUUACCUUGUUUAUUCGAGAUUUGUGACGUGUUGGUUUGCAGAAAAUAAUUCACAUGAAAGCCUUUUAGCUAGAGUAAUUUCCUCUGUACAAUCUACAAAUAUUGUGAAAAUAUCAAAUCAAGAUAAUUUGAGUUAUUUAUUGACCAGUUAAAGAAAACAGUUAAAUAUAUUUGUUUAAAAUCUUUGAAGUAUUUUCUUAAUGCCGUUAAGACUUAAGAAAUACUAUUAAAGUUCAAAAUUCUUUUUUUUUUUUUUGUUCAUUGUCUGUGGUGAAGAGCAACUAAAAAAGUUUGAAUUGUGAAAGUAUUUAAAUUAAUUAAUUUUUUUAAAAACUUCUCAGAAAAUUUUUAAAAAAAAAACCUAAAAGUGGACUAAAUAAUGGGUUCUUUCAAAAAAAACCCAUUGGGUCCAACCCAAUCGAGUCCAAUCUGGCCAACCCUGAGUCCUUCCCAAUCAAAAUUAAUUUGAGGGUCCAUGGUGACGAAAAACCAAAUGCCUUUUUAAUUUUGUUAAAAAGUUUUUUCCUGGUGAUUCAGCUUUUAAGUAUUAUUUCAGAGUCGACUCCAGCAGUAAAAGAAAAAAAAAAACUAUUCAUGCAAAUUUUGUUGAGAGGUAUGUUUUUUAAUCUGAUAUUAGUUUUCUGUGUCUGUAAAGGGAGUCAGCAAAUGGCAGUUGGUUUGGUUGGAAAAAUAAUACAGUUUAUGCCCUGAAAAUGGCGAGGCAUUGCUUUCUACACAAAGAGAGGUAUUACACUCGAGAAGGAAAAAUGAUGAAGAAAUCUAUGUCUGUUUGAAGAGUUUUAGAUAAUUAGUGUAUAUUUGGUUUUAGUGAGGUUUAAAUAAAGUGUUAUAUUUUGUUGA
Messenger RNA from Uloborus diversus, 2961 nucleotides. Its product is annotated as zinc finger protein 271-like. Bases 1 to 1455 code for a protein of 484 amino acids. The transcript has a single exon. Gene Ontology annotation, biological process: regulation of transcription by RNA polymerase II. Gene Ontology annotation, molecular function: DNA-binding transcription factor activity, RNA polymerase II-specific; RNA polymerase II transcription regulatory region sequence-specific DNA binding. NCBI's taxonomy places the organism in Eukaryota, Metazoa, Arthropoda, Arachnida, Araneae, Uloboridae. The record is from RefSeq and is a predicted model, not a curated record. Gene Ontology annotation, cellular component: nucleus.